Vespula pensylvanica (western yellowjacket) is the source of this 5082-nucleotide messenger RNA. It is a transcript of the gene knockout, whose product is annotated as storkhead-box protein 2. Lineage: Eukaryota; Metazoa; Arthropoda; Insecta; Hymenoptera; Vespidae. Gene Ontology annotation, biological process: positive regulation of transcription by RNA polymerase II. The transcript has 8 exons. The coding region runs from base 393 to 3293 and encodes 966 amino acids. Gene Ontology annotation, cellular component: cytoplasm; nucleus. Gene Ontology annotation, molecular function: RNA polymerase II transcription regulatory region sequence-specific DNA binding; DNA-binding transcription activator activity, RNA polymerase II-specific. The record is from RefSeq and is a predicted model, not a curated record.
UUCUUCCUUUUUACACACACACACACACACACACACACACACACACACAUAUAUACACAUCUCUCUCUCUUCGAAUUUUUAAGUUUCAAAAGGAACAAAGUUACACGAUAUUCGAUUGGACCAAAACUGGAUGUCUUAUCCACCUGUGCGAGUUUCAACUCUCAUCGAAUAAAAGUUGUUAGGAUCGGUCGAAAAAGCUGUGGGGACCUCUCUCUCCUCUCACAGUCGGCGCAUCUUUGGGAUUCGACGGACCUUGGAUAGAGCGGCAGCCGUGUGUGCCUACGCAGAAGAAGCACCAGCAGCAAAAGCAACAGCUACAUCUGCAGCAGUAAUAGUAGUAGUAGUGAUGCCACCUCCGGAUCGUCGGUGUCGUUAGCAGCGGGCCUUAAAAAAUGGCCUCGAUCCUGGGAGACGGAACGGGCCCUGGGGGCUCGGGUCCCUCGCGAUGCCUCCUUCUUCUACAGAGGUCUCUGGCAAUACAGCUGACCAGAGGUCCGCCUCCUCAAGUCCUCAAUGCCGGCCAACGAGAAAGUCCGAAGGAGCAUCCAGCCGACGAGAUGUGGAUGUACGAUAAAGGUUAUAAUUUGUUUCAGAGUUUCUUGGAAGCAAAUUCAAAGUGUUGGUGGAACGCAGCACUCGUCGAUGCAACGAGACAGCUCAGGUAUAAAGGUCACGUGUCACCCGGUGUAUUAAUGGUCGGUGGACCACCUUGCGCCCUCGAAGUAUUAAGGGCAGCCUGGGCUCGAAAUGUACUUAGACCUCCGGCUGAUCAUGCCAUCACCUGCCUUGGUGACAUAGAGGAUUGCUUAGUAGCGCCUGUCUCUCAAGGACAAUUCACACCACUUCCUGAAGCCCUUUGUUGGGCGAUACUAGAACUGACGUCACAGAGGCAAGCAGCGACAUUGGAUACCCUUAGGUCAGCACUCAGGAACGCAUUUCCGGCAAUGCAAAGACCUAGCCGAGAACUCGUAUACGAUGCUCUAGCUAAGUUGAUGCAAGAACGAAAGAUCUACCAUACGUCUCAGGGAUAUUUCGUUGUAACACCGGAAACGAGAAGACUCAGGCGCGAUUCCGGCAGUUCUAGACGAUGUUCAAGAGAGGUCAAUGGCACCAGAGGCCAGGGUGGUAUGCUUAUGAGUAACGACGAAGCUAUGGCUCUGGUUCAUGGAGAAAUGUUGACCCUUAGAGACGGUGACGUUACGCAUCAGGCGGUACAGACCAAUCUGGCGGACGUUAUCUGUGGAGGUAACCCAAAUGACAAAGUCCUGUUUGCCAGGUGUCGAUCGAUGCCAGGUCGUCUUGAGAGGAGACACUCGCUUAGAUUGUGGGGAUCGGCCAGACGUUUGCACCGUAGCGGAAGUUCACGGUCUUUGCCAAGGAGGCCGGAAAGAAGUGACACUUCGUCUAGCGCCGAAUACGCGAGCACCGAUAGCGCACCUCAUAGUCCAACCAGCUUUUCGGGAAUGUUCACAGAGAAAAUAGGCUUGCUCUCAAGGCUAUUCCGACGUAGUACGAGGAGAAAGGGCGCACCUUUGAUGGGUACGUUCAGCGCUCAAUAUCCUCCAACCGAGUGGUUCAAUCCACGUGUCGUUCAUCUACAUAGUGUAGCUACGCAAACGAGAGCUGCUAGUCCUUCGAUGAUGGAAGGUUUGGAUCAGUCGCAGACCAGUUUCCAAGUCUGGGACGAUUCGAGCUCGGUAAGAUCGGCAACAUUACCAAGGCGGCACCGACGUCAAGCCAGCGGCGAUUCGUCGAGUUUAUUGGCAAAUUCUACACCAAGAAGCUCGAGAAGGCAUCGAUCGCCAUGUUCGACUAUGCCAAGAUCGAAAUGUUCUAGCUUGAGUAGAUGUACCUCAAGGGCAUCGGUCCUUCCGCCUAACGCCAAUCAAGAACCCUACCAGACACGUAAUCAAGUUCAAAAUGGAAAAAAUUCUGCCAACUCUUCGCCAAGUAGAAGCGGCGGAAGUUCUGGCUCCGUUAGGACUACCAACGUUAGUCCUGCGAAAACCGCUACGCUUACCAGGUCCAAUACGAGGCAAUCGAGUUCUCGUAGGCCGAGUCACGAUUCGACUGCUAGCGGCACAAAAUCGAGCAACGGUUCGCCCCAGCACAAGGUACUGCAAAAGACGUCUUCCGGUCAUUCGUCUCACUCGAGUGGGAAAUCGAUUUCUAGCGGUAAACUUUCGUCUUCCCCGCUGAAGACGAACACGCUGCCGGCGAAAUCGUCACCGUUGAAGGUCGUACAGCAGGGAUCGUUAACGCCUCUCCAAGAGGCACAGAACUCGAUAACGCUUCAAGUGUCGACGAAUCUCAGUCCGGUUAAUUCGUCACAGGAACAACGUGCUAUACAGAAUAGCGUGACAUUGGCAUCGAAUGCUACGAGUACUACGACUAUUUCUGGAUCCCCAGGAACUAAGAUCUACGUACAUCAAAAUAAUUCACCGAUGAGAUCCGUAAUUACUUUUGAAAAUGGCACGGUUAAAACCAAGGUUACGGAGAAGGACGUCACAGAGUGUAAGGAGAAACAAGAACGCGAACUAGUUGGCGAGAAGGCUUACAAGUCUCGAAUGGACGAGGAGAAACUUUUUAAAGGUAAACUCGACGAUGAGAAACUUAAUAAAUCGAGUAAAAUCGAGCGACCGUCCUCUUUGUAUUCCGGAAAGGAGAUCAAGCCUGGACUUCUCUCGGAGUCCGAUAAAGAGAACAAGCCUAAGGUCGAAGAGGAAACGCCUAGUAAAUUAAAGUUAACCAAUCGUUUGAACAACAGUCAAGCACAUCUGAUAGAUGGAUCGAGCGGUAACAUCGAUAAAAAUUCUUUGUCUCACGAACACACUACAGGGAGCUUAUCCAGUACGAAAAACACGAACGACGCGAUGAAUAAUUCACGAAAACUUAGUCUCUCCUUGUCGAAGGAUGCACUCAGCUAUCGGAAUUUACUCCGUCCGGGAUCGAAAAAUAAUAUCUCGUCUAAUCCUCCAUCGCCAACGAAAUCCUUCGAUGGCUUCGGGGGAUCCUUCAACAACGUCUACAUCGAAAAUCUCGAAUCGGCUAAACAACAAAGAGCACCUCAAGGCUCCGAACCUAAUUUAGAAAAGACUGUUAGCCGUGGCGAUCUUUAUUCUUAUCCGAGUUUGAGCGACAUGCAAGUUCAAUUUACCAGUUUGGCAGCGCAAAAGAUACUUAAGGGUUGUCCGAUCAAUAGCGUCGAUACUUUGGUCGAAGUUAAUAUGGCCGCUGCCGAAAAGCCAAACAAUUGCGACGUCACCGUUCACACGGAUUUUGGUCUCGUUUGAAGAAAGAUCCAAAAUGAUUUCGGGGAUAAAACGAUUAUCCUUCGAAUGGAAAUAUCAUCCUCGAACGAACGUUAGGCUGUGUACGAGAUCUAACGAAACUCAUCGUCAUUCGUCGUCGUUCUCGUCGUCGUCAUCGCCAUCGUCAUCGUCAUCGUCAUCGUCAUCGUCAUCGUCAUCGUCGUCGUCGUCCUCGUCGUCGUCGUCGUCGUCGUCGUCAUUUUAUUGACGUAUUUCGAUUAAUUUCAUCGCUAGCACAGCGUAACGUUUUAACAUGAACGUGUAUGUAAAUGAAAACGAUCCAGUUCCAAGUGAAACUAUCCUUUUAGAUCGGUUCUAAUGUCCUGUAAUAUAUCUAAUAGAUAAUAACCGCGUUCGAUACACACACAAAUCACGUGAAAUGUCACUGCCGUUGUCCGAAAAAAAAGAAAAAGAAAAAGAAAAAAAAAAGAAAUGGGGGAAAAAAAAUAGAAAUAAAUAUAUGACGGUAGUAGGUGAUACUGCGACAUACAUACGUAUAUAACGUGCCUACGUUUUGUUCCGAGAGAAAACAGUUGAAAAAAAAAAAAUGGGAAAAAAAAAGAAAAGGAAAAAAAAAAGAGGAGAAGAAAAAAAAAUUGUAUUCUAAAAAUGUUAUUCUAAAAAGUGUCGUUAAUUAAUUCCGAUGUAUAAUCGUGCGUUAAACACCGAUAUAUCUGCACAAGUAUAUAAAUAUCAAGAGUUCUGUUUCCCAAUGAGAAAAAAAAAAUGUUAUAGAGAAUAGUAUGCCACAAUAAUCGCAGUUUUGCGUCGCUUUACUAAGCUUUAAAGCGAUUUGUCAAAGCAAUCGUUCGUAUUUGAUAUCUUUACACUUCUAUGCUACACGCAUAUCAUACAACAUCAUACACAUACACACGCAAUUACUUACAAAUGCGCACACAGGGAGACGAAUCAUUUUCCAUCGAUAAUAUUACGUAUACUCCGUCGAUAAAUCCCGUGAUGGUAAUAAUCUGUAUUAACGGGUAAAUCGAAAAGCAGAUCGGAUGAUAAAGUAGAAAUGAAGGAAUGAUAAUACAUAAUGUCGAUAAAAAUGUUUUCUCUCGGUAUAAACGGUAUCGCUCCGUAAUUAGUGCAAUCGUAAAUCUAAGUGCCAAAAUCCAUGUAGUACUUACAAGAAACAGAAAAGAAAACAAGAGAAAGGAAAAGAAAGGAAAAGAAAUGAAAAAAGUUAGAUCGAUCGCCUUACAGAGUGUAAAUUACGAUUAUCAUUAAUCGUAAUAAUAAACGUUCAACUCUUCGUUCGAAUCGCGAGGAUUUCCAAACGGGAAUCAUACAUGAUUACCGACAAUUCGCGAUGAAUAAUUAAUGAUUAACCUUAGAAUAAAAUAAACCAUAGAGAGAGUCCCAUCAGUCAGUAGAUAAUCUCGUGUGUGUAAAAAAAGAAAAAAAAAGAAAAACGGAACAUUCGCUUUGUAUAUUUCUUAUUAGUUUAAAAAAAAAUCAGCGAUUAUAACCGAUGAUAACGUACAGAGCCUUUCGUUUAUUCUAUUUGAUUUUUUUUUCUUUUCUUUUUUUUUUUUUUUUUUUUUUUUUUUAAUAAUAAUUUUUUUUCCUAAUCUUAUUUUAUUUUUACUAUUGAACAAAACGAAUCGAGAGGUCUUCGAGAGAAACCUCUUUCGUUUUUUUCAUUUCUUAUCAAAACUAACUUUUAGAAUAUUAUAGCAUAAUAUCAAUAUCUUAUAACACACAACGAAAAGCAUAUGAAAAUAAAACGAAGAAACACAAAAUUAUAUCCUAUCUCGAAUUAUCCAAC